CUCGCGGCUGCGGGCUGGGGGCGCCCUGUGCUGCCAUAAAGUGAAUGGGCUUCGGCAGGGGGUGGCAGUCCACGGUGAGGCUCGCUCACUCCCUCCGCGAGUCUGGGAGCGCCAGAGCCAAGCGGCUGCCCCGUAGCAGGGGGCGGCCCCCACCCCGGCUGGGUGCCUGGCCCCUGGCCCCUGCCUGCCCUCCAGACCGUCACCGCCACCGCCGCUAUCUGGAGUGCGCCUGCUGCGGGACACACUAGCCCUGGCUCCAUGGAGUUCGGGCUGCUCAGCGAGGCAGAGGCCCGGAGCCCUGCCCUAUCGCUGUCAGACGCCGGCACUCCCCAUCCUUCGCUCCCAGAACACGGCUGCAAAGGCCAAGAGCACAGCGACUCGGAGAAGGCCUCUGUCUCGCUGCCCAGUGGCUCUCCCGAGGACGGCUCACUAAAGAAGAAGCAGCGACGGCAGCGCACGCAUUUCACCAGCCAGCAGCUGCAGGAGCUGGAAGCGACCUUCCAGAGGAACCGCUACCCUGAUAUGAGCACGCGCGAAGAGAUCGCAGUGUGGACCAACCUCACCGAGGCCCGCGUGCGGGUGUGGUUCAAGAACCGACGCGCCAAGUGGCGGAAGCGCGAGCGCAGCCAGCAGGCAGAGCUGUGCAAGGGCGGCUUCGCAGCGCCGCUGGGGGGGUUGGUGCCGCCCUAUGAGGAAGUGUACCCCGGCUACUCGUAUGGCAACUGGCCACCCAAGGCGCUCGCCCCGCCGCUCGCCGCCAAGACCUUCCCGUUCGCCUUCAACUCUGUCAACGUGGGGCCUCUGGCAUCGCAGCCCGUUUUCUCUCCACCCAGCUCCAUCGCCGCCUCCAUGGUGCCCUCAGCCGCAGCUGCUCCGGGCACUGUACCAGGCCCCGGGGCCCUACAGGGCCUGGGCGGGGCCCCUCCCGGGCUGGCUCCGGGCGCCGUGUCCUCUGGGGCAGUGUCCUGUCCUUACGCCUCGGCCGCAGCAGCCGCGGCUGCAGCCGCCUCUUCUCCCUACGUAUAUCGGGACCCAUGUAACUCGAGCCUGGCCAGCCUGCGGCUCAAAGCCAAACAACACGCUUCUUUCAGCUACCCCGCUGUGCCCGGGCCACCCCCAGCUGCCAACCUCAGUCCGUGCCAGUACGCCGUGGAACGGCCAGUAUGAGCGACGGGCGGGUGGAUCAUCCCUUUGGGUGGGGUCAAUAAUUCACAGCUUCCCCGGACUGGGGUCGUCUAGACUGGUUUGCCCCCGCCCCAGUGUCUGAGAGGGGUUCACGAGCAGCUGGGAGGCGGAUAGCUCAGGAGCACUCCAUCCCCUUCACGGCUCUAAGGGGUGAACUGGGCCCUACAGGCAGAUCACGACCCUGGAACUAAGUCCUGGAAUAGGGACCAGCCCCCCCUGGGCCAACUCACCCUUGGCCCAUCCCACCUUCUCCAGACUCCCUCUACUCCGUUUUCAAAGAUAAAUGAAAUAAAUGUGCGCGGACUGUCAAA
This is a messenger RNA of Ictidomys tridecemlineatus (thirteen-lined ground squirrel), 1496 nucleotides long. It is a transcript of the gene Pitx3, whose product is annotated as paired like homeodomain 3. Gene Ontology annotation, molecular function: DNA-binding transcription factor activity, RNA polymerase II-specific; RNA polymerase II cis-regulatory region sequence-specific DNA binding. Gene Ontology annotation, biological process: regulation of transcription by RNA polymerase II; anatomical structure morphogenesis. The record is from RefSeq and is a predicted model, not a curated record. Gene Ontology annotation, cellular component: nucleus. NCBI's taxonomy places the organism in Eukaryota, Metazoa, Chordata, Mammalia, Rodentia, Sciuridae.